Molecule: messenger RNA, 725 nt
Organism: Vanessa tameamea
Lineage: Eukaryota; Metazoa; Arthropoda; Insecta; Lepidoptera; Nymphalidae
Gene: Ppcdc
Product: phosphopantothenoylcysteine decarboxylase
Exons: 3
Coding region: 82-687 (201 amino acids)
Biological process (GO): coenzyme A biosynthetic process
Cellular component (GO): phosphopantothenoylcysteine decarboxylase complex
Molecular function (GO): phosphopantothenoylcysteine decarboxylase activity; FMN binding
Source: RefSeq, a predicted model, not a curated record
AAACAGGAAAUUGAUAACAAAACCUUCAUAUUAAGUCAAAACAACUUCUAAAUUGUAAUUACUUUUAGUUAAUAAUACAUUAUGGCAGAAAACUCUUUAAAUAUACUUAUCGGGGUGACUGGAAGUGUUGCUGCAAUAAAACUACCUGUUCUUAUUAAGAGUUUAUUGGAUAUCAACGCAAAAUAUAUUUUUAAGAUUAAUGUUAUAUGCACCGAACACGCAAAACAUUUUAUUAAUGAAAAUGAUUUGACACCAUUUUCUCAUCAUUUGUAUGAUGAUGCUUCGGAGUGGAAAAGUUGGCAAGGCAGAGGAGAUCCUAUAAUACACAUUGAUUUGGGAAAGUGGGCAGACAUGAUGGUAAUUGCACCGUUGGAUGCUAAUACACUAGCUAAAAUAUCUCAGGGUAUAUGUGAUAAUCUGUUAACAUGCACAGUCAGGGCAUGGGAUAUGUCUAAACCAUUGCUAUUCUGUCCUGCAAUGAACACGAGGAUGUGGGAGCAUCCUAUCACAUCUAAACAAAUAGCAGUAUUGCAAGAGUGGGGUCAUGAAGAAAUUCCUCCCAUUGAUAAAAAGCUGAUGUGUGGGGAUAAAGGUGUUGGUGCCAUGGCAGAAGUUGAAACAAUCGUACACAGAAUUAGAAGUAUAGCUGACAAAAUAUUUGAAGAUAGGAAACAAAAACGGACAUAAAAAAUAUAUUACUUAUAAUACAAAUUUUUUAAUUAUGU